CAGGGACGAUACAUGAUAGUGAUAGCACGUAGUACCGAUAGCUGCCGCCACCACCACCGUCUCCGCAGGUCGUUCAUGGCGGAGAUCCUCUUUGCUGGGCACCUCGACCUCCGACUUGGCCCCGACUCCUUCAAGCUCUCCCCUCAUCCUCCAACGCCCCUCCGUCUCGGUCGCUUGCUCUCCAGACCGCCUUCGCUGCCUCUGCCGAGGUCCAGGACCGUGACGAAGCCCCUCUCUAGAUCCUUCUCCGAGAUACUAUCCGUCACCGAGUGCUCCGACGGCAGCACCAUCUUCCGAUUUGGUGAUGCGACCGAGGUGAAGCGGGACGAGGUUGCUGCUUCUGGAAACUGUGUUCUUGAGAAGGAUGUGGAAAUCUCGGGGAAAGCGGACGCGAAAGAUCCAACGGAAAAUGAUUCUUGUGAGAUGAGCCAAGAAACACCAAAACGAUCCGAUCUUGAGAUGAAGGGAUUGGAACCAGUCGUAAUUGGUGACCUAACAGCUGAAGGAGUCUACAGUUUGGGUCGGACAUACCGGGAACCGGUCGAGAUGGUUCCAAAAAUUGGAGCUGGGAUCUGUUUGGAGGAGACUGCGGUAGCCAGUGAAGAAAAGAUUACUGUUACCGAGGUAGAGAAGCCAGAAGCAACCAGGGAAUCUUGUGGUAACGGAGAAUUGAAGGGGUUGGCCGCACAACUAAGCCAAGAAAGCUGUGUCUCUGCAAUAGAUGAUGUUGAAUCUUUGAUAGAAGAUGAGGAAGAGGAUGUAAACUCCGUGGAUGUUGGCAAUAAGGUUGAUGAAGCAAAGUGUUGUGUUGAGUGGACAAACAUAUUAAUAGGACAUGCUUCUGGCAAUGACGAUAAGGUAGUACGAGAUAUUGAUUCGGACAUUCAUGUUUCACCAGAAGAUCAGGUUGUUCAGUCUCUGGAUGAAGAUUCUGAUUCUGCUUUGAGAGCAUCAGUGAGAUCAGUUUGUCCGGCUAAAUGCAUGGAUAUGGAGGUGAAUUCUGUCAGUGAAACUUCACAAUUAUCGAGUAGUUCUUGUAAAACUACUCGAGUAGUUCGAGUGGAAAACUCGGGUAAAGCGGACGCGAAAGAUCCAACGGAAAAUGAUUCUUGUGAGAUGAGCCAAGAAACACCAAAACGAUCCGAUCUUGAGAUGAAGGGAUUGGAACCAGUCGUAAUUGGUGACCUAACAGCUGAAGGAGUCUACAGUUUGGGUCGGACAUACCGGGAACCGGUCGAGAUGGUUCCAAAAAUUGGAGCUGGGAUCUGUUUGGAGGAGACUGCAGUAGCCAGUGAAGAAAAGAUUACUGUUACCGAGGUAGAGAAGCCAGAAGCAACCAGGGAAUCUUGUGGUAACGGAGAAUUGAAGGGGUUGGCCGCACAACUAAGCCAAGAAAGCUGUGUCUCUGCAAUAGAUGAUGUUGAAUCUUUGAUAGAAGAUGAGGAAGAGGAUGUAAACUCCGUGGAUGUUGGCAAUAAGGUUGAUGAAGCAAAGUGUUGUGUUGAGUGGACAAACAUAUUAAUAGGACAUGCUUCUGGCAAUGACGAUAAGGUAGUACGAGAUAUUGAUUCGGACAUUCAUGUUUCACCAGAAGAUCAGGUUGUUCAGUCUCUGGAUGAAGAUUCUGAUUCUGCUUUGAGAGCAUCAGUGAGAUCAGUUUGUCCGGCUAAAUGCAUGGAUAUGGAGGUGAAUUCUGUCAGUGAAACUUCACAAUUAUCGAGUAGUUCUUGUAUGGAUGAGUCAGAGGGUGAAUCAAGCUAUGGAACUCAAGUAGAAAAGGCACCAGAAUAUAGUGAAGGGAGAACCUCUGAUAUGGACAUUGACUUUGGAGAUAACUCACUUGAUGAAAUGACUUUUGAUGCAACUAAAGAACAUAAGGAAUCAAGAAGCCCUGAUAUGGAUGACGAGGUGAAAGAUGUUCAUGGUGAUGGAAUGCUCCAACAUAGUGGUAGUUUUGAGAAUCUAGAAAUUCCAGUUCAUGAGACUAUUCAAAUCAUGGAAGCCCAAUUUGAAGAUAUCGGGGCUUCACAAGUGUCUAAGGCAGCUCAGGACAUCACUGAUGUGGAUGUGGAAUUAAUCUCUUCUUAUGCAGAUGACCAUGGGGACAGCAAUACUGUUGAAAGCUUAGUCAAAGCUGAAACCAUUGAUGGAAUGAAACAAUAUGAGAAUGCUGAAGUUGCAGGUUAUAAUAGGGUGGACCAGGUACCAGCACACUUGCUUUCCUUGUCUUCUGGAGCUGCAAUCUUACCUCAUCCUUCAAAGGCAUUGACAGGUGGUGAAGAUGCGUACUUUGUGGCUUUGAAUAACUGGUUUGGUGUAGCUGAUGGAGUCGGACAGUGGUCCCUAGAAGGAAUCAAUGCGGGAUUAUAUGCCAGAGAACUGAUGGAGAAUUGUGAGAGAUUUGUCUCAAAAUAUGAAGGAACUAAACCAGAUGAAAUCUUAACCAAGGCUGCCGCUGAAGCAAGUUCUCCAGGCUCGUCCACGAUUUUGGUUGGUUAUUUUGAUGGACAGGUUCUUCAUGUAGCUAAUAUUGGAGAUUCUGGAUUUAUUGUGAUAAGGAAUGACACAGUUUUCAAAAGGUCUACUCCGAUGGUUUAUGGGUUUAACUUUCCCUUCCAGAUUCAGAGGGGUGAUGACCCUUCGAGAUACAUUGAGAUGUACCAAAUUAACUUGCAUGAAGAGGAUGUUGUUGUGACCGCAACUGAUGGCCUGUUCGACAAUCUAUAUGAGCAUGAAGUAGCAGACAUUGUGUCAAAAUCGCUGCAAGCGAGUCUGAAGCCCAGGGAAAUCGCAGAGAUCCUAGCAACAAUGGCACAGGAAUUGGGGAGAUCAGCAUCAGCUAGAAGUCCAUUUGCAGAUGCAGCCCUUGCAGCUGGGUAUCCUGGCUUCACUGGAGGUAGGUGGACCAAAAUUUGAGCUCAACCACUGUAGCUGUGGAAGCAUGGGAAGCUGUCAUCUUCAUUCAGUCCAAAUUGUGCUUUUUUUUUUAUACGUGUCUUUCUAAUGCGUUCAUUUGAGAAAUGAGUUAGGCAAGGUGCGGUUCAAAGAUUAAAUUGAGAACUCUUUGCAAUGGGUAUAUAAAGGAGAAGAAAAUGGUGUGUUUUUUAAA
Messenger RNA from Musa acuminata AAA Group (dessert banana), 3109 nucleotides. RefSeq lists its product as uncharacterized. The record is from RefSeq and is a predicted model, not a curated record. Gene Ontology annotation, biological process: protein dephosphorylation. Gene Ontology annotation, molecular function: protein serine/threonine phosphatase activity. The transcript has 10 exons. Lineage: Eukaryota; Viridiplantae; Streptophyta; Magnoliopsida; Zingiberales; Musaceae. The coding region runs from base 13 to 2916 and encodes 967 amino acids.